GACAUUUUUGACCCAGAAAUCUGCGGUGUAAUUUUUACGGAAGAUGCCAAGAUGGACUUUGAAUACAUGAAGAAUUCCGAGUCCUCAGUUUGGUAAUUCUCAAACGGAUUGAUGAAAACAAAACGAUGACAAGUUGUGGUCUACAAUCCUUAAAUACGCUGAUGGUUGUUUUCUCCUUGCUCUUGCCAGCAGCUCUGUCCACACAUUUUCGAGUCUGUGAGCCAUAUACAGACUACAAAGGCCGCUCCCAUUUUGGAUUCCACUGUCCGCGUCUUUCUGACAAUAAAUCGUACAUCUUUUGCUGUCACCAUAACAACACGGUGUUUAAAUACUGCUGUAAUGAGACGGAGUUUCAGACUGUUAUGCAGAUGAACCUAACGGGGAAUGCAGAUGGAUAUAUGCACAAUAAUUACAGUGCGUUGUUAGGCGUCUGGAUCUAUGGGUUUUUUGUUGUGGUUUUGCUGGUACUGGACCUUUUGUAUUACUCCUCGAUGAACUACGAUAUUUGCAAACUGUACCUGGCAAGAUGGGGAAUCCAGGGGAAAUGGAUGAAACCGGAAGCAAGCCGGUGGAUUAAACCUGCUCAGGACCCGAGACAAGUACAGGCUCAGUCUCAGCCUACGCCUCAAACACUGCAGGCAGUACAUGCUUUAAAGGCAGAAGCUUUAAACCCGCCACUGAUGUCUUUUCCGAGCUCAACUGCCUGAAAAAUAUUUUGAUGUGCCUCAAGAUGGGAGAGGUAAGAUUACAGUCCAAGAAGAGCGGCGGCUUCAGUCCCAGAAGGGGGGAGAAAUCUUGAGUGAAUGAUGAAAGAAAAUGACCCAACCAAGAGGUGGCGUGUAGUCUACUGGAGAGCCUGGAGAGAACCAUCACUGUGUCAAGUGGGUGGCAAGGAGAAAUGGAUGUGAGAAAAUGGCAUGCAAGCAAUCCCUGUGAAGAACAUUGCUUAUUGGGGAGAGACAAAGCUAUUGUGGGGGGUGCUUAUUGAAGUGAAAAACAAGUUGCUCUAGUCGAAAUCCAAGCUGACAAAAGGCAUAGACUACAGAUAUGAACCUUUGGUAGAUAUGCUUUAUUUGCCUCCCCCAUCCAUUAAAUUGGUAUUUGAGCCGA
Lacerta agilis (Sand lizard) is the source of this 1110-nucleotide messenger RNA. RefSeq names its product shisa like 1 (gene SHISAL1). The record is from RefSeq and is a predicted model, not a curated record. Lineage: Eukaryota; Metazoa; Chordata; Lepidosauria; Squamata; Lacertidae. Bases 126 to 707 code for a protein of 193 amino acids. The transcript is spliced from 5 exons.